UCCAGUUGCUGCCUAGUGCUAUCCCCUGCUUAUCCCCUCCGAAGUACAUCGCCGCCUCCGCAUCCCGUCGAACACAAUGGCGAGCGUGGCGGCGGCGGUCACCCUCCUCCGCAUCCCUCUCGCCCGCCUCUCCACUCACCUCCGAUCCGUCCCGCCUCCUCGCUUCCGCCUCUCCCACUCCCACCGCGCCCUCACCUCCCUCCUCGCGCCCGGCCACGGCCUCGCCGUAGCGGCCGUUUCGGAGGCGGUGGCCACGGGGAUUGAAGAGGAGCUCGAAGCAGCGGAGGUGAAUGAAGAAGAGCUCGAAGCGGAGGAAGAGCAGCAGGAUGCGGCUCCGCCGUCCUUCGUGCUCCCGCGGCUGCCGCGGCCGAAGCUGGACGUGAAGGAGCGGAAGGAGCUGGCCUCGUACGCGCACGGCCUCGGCAAGAAGCUCAAGUCGCAGCAGGUCGGCAAGGGCGGGGUCACGCCCUCCCUCGUCGGCGCCUUCUCCGACAACCUCGAGUCCAACGAGCUCCUCAAGCUAAAGAUUCACGGGAACUGCCCUGGAGAACUACCUGAUGUGAUACUACAACUUGAGGAGUCAACCGGAUCCAUUGCUGUUGACCAAAUAGGACGAUCAGUUAUUCUAUAUAGGCCUAGCUCCAGCAAGAUGAAAAAGAAGGAAGAAGUCGCUAGAAACAGGGAAGAGUUUGCAAGAAAUAGUGCGAGGUUUGGAAAAUCUGAGAAGUCAUUUGGAGAACGCCCUAGACAUAACACAAGCAAGAGAUUCGGAAAGUCCGGGUCAACAUUUAGGACUCAACAGAAGAGAAGAUCAGUAGCAUCUAAGAGCUCGUCAUAUGGACGAGGGUAGCAGCACAAAAAAUAAAAUAAUAGAUUGUUAAUUUUGUUAUUGUCUUGAGAAAUCAUGUAAAUUUUAGACCAACUAAUUGCAUAAUGCAUAUUAGGGUUCAGUUCCUGCCAGUA
Messenger RNA from Lolium perenne, 963 nucleotides. RefSeq lists its product as uncharacterized. Gene Ontology annotation, molecular function: RNA binding. The record is from RefSeq and is a predicted model, not a curated record. Gene Ontology annotation, cellular component: chloroplast. Lineage: Eukaryota; Viridiplantae; Streptophyta; Magnoliopsida; Poales; Poaceae.